GAACCCGGAAGCGGUGUGGAGAGCACCGUGAGGGGUGUGCCUUCGGUUCCAAAAUGCCACGGCUUGUCACCCAGGUUGAAUUUUGGUUUCAAACCCGGCUCUGACAGGAUCCUGAGACACCCUGGCCAUCCCCACUGCGCAUCCCCAGCCGCCACGCACUGCAGACUCGGAUCUCAGGACAAGACUGAGUUUGCUGUCACUCUGUCGCCGCCCGGACAGGUCAGGAUCCAGGCGAGGGUUUCGGCCUUGUGGCCUCUACCCGACCUCCCAACUCCGCCGCCCCAGCCAUGGCACAGAAACCCAAGAUAGACCCCCACGUCGGGCGGCUAGGCUACCUGCAGGCGCUGGUCACGGAGUUCCAGGAGACCGAGAGCCAAGACGCCAAAGAGCAAGUCCUCGCCAACCUUGCCAACUUCGCUUAUGACCCUGGCAACUAUCAGUACCUACGGCAACUGCAAGUCCUGGACUUAUUCCUCGAUUCUCUGUCAGAAGAGAAUGAAACCCUAAUCAAGUUUGCUAUCGGGGGCCUCUGCAACCUGUGUCCUGACAAGGCCAACAAGGAGCACAUCCUGCAGGCAGGAGGCAUCCCACUCAUCAUCAACUGCCUGUCCAGUCCUAACGAGGAGACGGUGUUAUCCGCUGUCACCACACUCAUGUAUCUCAACUCACCAGGCACCCGUGCCCAUCCUGAACUGACCUCUCUGCCCGUGGUCCAGUGCAUGCUGCGCUUUUCUCUCUCAGCCAACACAAGGCUCCGGAACCUGGCCCAGAUAUUCCUAGAGGACUUCUGCUCCCCAAGCCAGGUGGCUGAGGCCCACAGCCAGCAGGCCCAUUCUGCCCUGGGCAUCCCACUGCCAAAGACUGAGGCCCCACAGCAGCCCUGAUCCAAAGAUUCUUCAAGAUCCUGCCACUUUCUGCCGAAGACUAGCCCUGGCACAGGCACAGGCAGCAGAAGGCCGAUGGCAUGCGGAGCCCAUCCUGCCCACGUGGUGCCUGUUCAGCUGCACGCAGGUUGGCAUGACAGGCAUUUACAUCUAGGAAAAGCAGCAGGCGUGACGAAGCCAGACUUGAGAUGCUUAGAGAAAGCUGGUAUGGCUUCCAUGGACUGGCUCUCAAUGAACUACUGACAGAGGACCACCUCUGGUGCCCCCAGUGCCCAGCUAAUACCCUCAUGUAAGAAGCUGUGCACCUGGGAGAGUGGCCAGUACCAUAAGUGUCCAGAGUCAUUUUGAUGGCUAGAGAUCAGUCAGCCUUCUUAUCUGGGAAAAUGCCGUGGGUUAACUCCUCCAGUGUUGAGGCUGAGUAUCUGGGCAUGGUAGCAUUGACUCGGAUAGCUCUGCAGACCCGAAACGACUGUCUGCACCACCCUGCUCUCUGCUAGGCUCCCUAUGAGGGAUGCAGAGGUGAAGUCUCUUCCCAUGGGUGUCGCAGUUUAAUGAGUGUUAACGAAAGGCCACUGGGCAUCAGGAGCAAGGCCCUGCAGUGUGAGAGCUGAGUGUUCAGGGGCACACCUCGUCUCUCUGGGGAGGCCUACAGAGAGGAUCCUGGGAUAUGGUUUGCCGGGCUGUGGACCUCUCAUGUACCAGCUGCCAAGUAUGGCCCCCUGUCCCUUCAGAAGAGUUGCUCUGGCCCCCUUUGCCUGUGAGUCGAAUCUUCUGACACUUGGGUGGGUGCCCUGGACAUGAACCCUUCAUGGGCUAUCCCAAUCUACUUCUGCCAUUCUCUCAGGAGCCAGGAACCUCCAGUAGGUGCUGUCAACCCCUUAGGACUUAGAUACAGACCUUCAGUAAAGAUACCUAGAAACCAGAUGCCCGAGAACCUCUAAUCUGAUCCCUUGAGAGACAGAAGCAGGAGGAUGGCAAUGAGUCUGGUCCAGCCCACCUAGUGAGUUCCUGGCCAACUUGGGCCAUGGAGUAAGAUCCUGUCACAAAGGUCCUGUAACUGGUGAUCCCGCCCUCCUCUGCCAAUGAAAAGGGGGAAAAAAAUGAAACUAGGGAAAAAGUGCAAAGAGUAGGCCUGAUGAGAAGUUGGGGUUUAGGAAAAAUGGGGGCCCUGAUACUCAACAUUGUCCUCCCUCAGAGAAGCAAGAGGGAUGAGAUCUUCAAGGACUGGAGGGGCUGGCUGUGCAGCCACGGGAUGAAGGAAGGGGGGAGCCUCUAUCACUGCGGCUGUCUCUCCCCCAGGAACUAGCCCUCUCCUGUCCCAGGAAAAGGGGCUUCAAAGAACCAAAGCCUUGUGUUUGGUUUUUAUUUUUAUUAAAAAUCUCUUGAUUUUUCUCACUGUU
Messenger RNA from Arvicanthis niloticus (Nile rat), 2284 nucleotides. RefSeq names its product armadillo repeat containing 7 (gene Armc7). The record is from RefSeq and is a predicted model, not a curated record. NCBI's taxonomy places the organism in Eukaryota, Metazoa, Chordata, Mammalia, Rodentia, Muridae. Gene Ontology annotation, molecular function: protein binding.